GCAGGCGUUCAACCCAAAGUCCCUCCUUCCUGACUGACCUGACACUGAGCUUCAUCUCACGCCUGAUAGAAAAAUAGUUGUAACUUCCUGUAACAGCACAUGUAUAAAGUACGAUAAAGGUGUUUGGACAGAUGCUAACACAAUGAAGAACUUUUGAUGGAUGAGUGACUGUCUCAGCAGUGAGAUGGGAGUUGAUAUACUGCAGGUAACUGAGCAGCAUCAGCGUCUCCAAGACCAAAUCUAACCGAGAAGAGAAGAAAGCAUCAGUCAAAGAACUUCAUCCACAUCCCGCCAAAAGUUUGGACCAGAAGAAUGCUGCUGCGUGUCUGCGUGAUGCUCUUGGUGGCCUCGGAUCUGGGCUUUUGUUUGGAUGAAGCUCUGCUAGACACCCAGUGGAAAGAGUGGAAGAUCACCUAUGGCAAAGAGUACAAUAAGAGACAUGCGACAAGAGCAGCGAGGAGCUACAGGAGCAGCCUGCAGCAGCCCACAGAGGAUGAAGAGGAGUACCGGAAGGGCAUCUGGAAGAAGAACAUGCACAUUAUUGAAGUCCACAACCAGGAGGCAGAACAGGGCAAACACUCCUACAGACUGGGGAUGAACUACCUGGGAGACCUGACCUUGAAGGAAAUGUCUGAGAAGAUGACCUGCUUCCAGGUGCCAACGAAUCAUGCAAAAUUCAGUUAUUUCAAAGAUCGAACCAAUUGUAGUAUGACAAAUGGCUACAAACAGGUGAUGAUGCUGGACUUUCCACAGACCACAGACCUAACCCUAACCACGAAGGACCACAGAAACCAGGUUUAUAACGCGACUUGCUCGUUGAAGGCGCCCAAGUCUCUUGACUACCGUAAGAAACGCUGGGUGACUCGAGUCAAGGACCAGGGAUCAUGUGGCUCCUGUUGGGCAUUCAGUGCUGUGGGGGCCCUCGAGGGGCAGUUGGCCAAGACGAAGGGCAUGCUGCUGGACCUCAGUCCUCAGAACCUGGUGGACUGUGACCAAGAAAGCAGCGGCUGCGGUGGAGGACGCAUGACCAGUGCCUUUAAGUAUGUGCAAACAAACGGGGGCAUCAACUCAGAGGAGGAUUACCCAACUGUGGCAAAGGAGCAGCCCUGCCGCUACAACAAGAACUCAGCCAUUCCAGUCCAGUGCAAAGGCUUUAAGGAGAUUCCAGAGGGGGACGAAUGUGCACUGGCUGAAGCUCUGCACGACGUGGGUCCUCUGUCCGUGGCCAUGGACACCUCCUCCAAAACGUUCAUGCUAUACAAGAGCGGUGUUUACUACAACCCAGAAUGUGACCAUGACAGCAUCAAUCACGGCAUGCUCUUAGUGGGCUACGGAGAGACAGCACACGAGGAGAAAUACUGGAUUGUCAAGAACAGCUUUGGGACAAAGUGGGGUGAGAAGGGCUACAUCCGGGUUGCCCGUAACCGUGGUAACCACUGUGGAAUUGCCAGCGAUGCCAGCUACCCAGUCAUGGGAAAGGACGAAUGAAGGGCACAGAGGAAAAUGACCUGAAGGGAUAAUUUCUACAACACUGCAAACGCACAGGUCUCAGACACACUCAAACUCUUUUAGAUAAAUGAGCCUGGUUCUGUUCAGGCUCUUAAAACUGACUUAAAAACAAAACUUGAAAUUAAAACCAUUGUCUAAGACAUAAUAAAACAAAGGGGAGCCAAAUGUCACUGUGUGAGGUGGCCAU
Molecule: messenger RNA, 1696 nt
Organism: Toxotes jaculatrix (banded archerfish)
Lineage: Eukaryota; Metazoa; Chordata; Actinopteri; Toxotidae
Product: procathepsin L-like
Exons: 12
Coding region: 313-1488 (391 amino acids)
Biological process (GO): immune response
Cellular component (GO): lysosome
Molecular function (GO): cysteine-type endopeptidase activity
Source: RefSeq, a predicted model, not a curated record